UCAUCACUGUGGAAUUUCUGGUAUGAGAAGGCAGAGCAGCGUCAGAGUAGAGAGAAGAUCCUUGCUGAACUGCUGUAAUCAUGAAGACAGUGAUUUUAAUUGUCCUAAUUAUCUUCACUUUGCUGUCUUCAGGGAAGAAAUUCCGAUGGUGCACCCUUUCUGACCUAGAACAGAGAAAGUGUGCUGAACUGUCCAAAGCACUUAUGGCUGUGCUGCCCCUUGCUGUCAAUUCGUUUGCUAGGAUUUCUUGCAUCAGAGCCCACAAUACAUAUGACUGCAUUGAUAAAAUCAGGGCGAAUAAAGCAGAUGCUGCCUCCUUGGAUGCUGGAGAUGUUUACUCUGCUGUAAAGCUGUAUGGUCUGACAGUGGUGGCAAAGGAGGUCUAUGACCAAGUCACAGGAAAUUGUGUGUUUGCUGUGGCGAUUGCCAAACGAGGAACUCUGGAUAUCCAAAGGCUACGAGGUGCACGCAGCUGCCACAAUGGAGCCAGAUGGACAUCAGGCUGGAAUAUUCCACUUGGCUUUCUCCUUGCAAGAAAUGAUCUUUCCUGGGAUGAAGCACAGCCUCUGAGCCAAGUAAUCAGUGAGUAUUUCAAUGCAAGUUGCAUCCCUGGAGUUGGUGUUGCUGCUCCUCGACUGUGUGCUCUCUGCCAAGGACAAAAGUCCUAUGUCAGAGAUAAGAACCACUUCUGUGAGACCAGCAGUAACGAACCCUUCUAUGACUCUGAGGGUGCCUUCAGAUGCUUGAAGAAUGGAGUGGCAGAUGUUGCCUUUUUAGAUCAUCUAACAAUUACAAGUGCCACAGACUCAGAACAACAGGAAUAUGAACUCUUAUGUCCCGAUGGGACUACAGCUGAGCUGACUGAAUACAGCACCUGUAACUUGGGCAAGGGACCUGGCCGUGGAAUCGUCACCCGCCACAACUUCCAGAAGAUUACCAACAAAUUUCUUAGCAUGAUCCAACGCCUCUUUGGGCGAAAAGGAAAGGAAAGAGCCAGAUUUGAACUCUUCACCUCAGGACCCUUUGGGGGAAAGAACCUGCUGUUCCGAGAUGCCACUCAGCACCUGCAACUUCUCGAGGACCAGCUAGAGAUUGCCUAUGUCCUUGGUCUGGAUUAUGUAGCUCUCCUUAAGGGACUAGGCCAUGAAGGGAGCUCUUUGGAUAACAGUGUUGUGCGCUGGUGCUGCAUCAGUGAUGCUGAGCUACGCAAAUGUGAGGAGUGGGCACUGAGCAUCAAAUCUGAUCCAUUAGUCUGUGUCCAAGCAACUUCCAUGACCAAAUGCAUUGAAAUGAUCAAGAGUAGUGAGGCUGAUGCAGUCACCCUGGAUGCAACACAUGUCUACAUUGCAGGGAGGUGUGGAUUGGUGCCUGUAGCUGUAGAAUGUUACGGGGGAGAUUGUGUCCCAGCUGCUGAGAGCACAGAGAAAUCAGGGAAACUAAUUCAUCUUAAGCACAAAGCAUUGCCACCUGUUUAUGCUGUUGCCCUAGCUAAGAAAAACACCAAACAGAUCAACAUCCAUAACCUUAAGGGAAAGAGAUCCUGCCACAGUCACCUGUAUAGUCCUGGAGGGUGGUUGAUUCUUUCCAGAUACACAGUGGGAGCUCUGAAGAAUGAUACUGAGAUCUGUGACAUUGGCUCUGCUUAUCAGAACUACUUUUGGAAGGGCUGCAUGCCAGGAGCAGAUGGAAACUUGUGCAAGGUGUGCAUUGGAGACAGUGAGGUGGAAGGGGCUCGAAUAUCUAGCAGAUGUGCUGCAGGUCACAACGAACAUUACUAUGGCAAUAUGGGAGCACUCAGGUGCCUAGUUGGCAAUCCCAGUGGAAGAAGCUUCGGAGAUGUAGCUUUCCUGGAACAUUCUAAUCUACUCCAGAACAUACAGAAUCUGGACAGCUCUGGUUGGGCAAAAGGUUAUACCCCCAUUGACUUUGAACUCUUGUGUCCGGAUGGAACACGUGCUGCGGUCACAGAAUGGGCAGGCUGUAACCUUGGCCCCAUUCCCCCCAGCACAGUCAUGACUCGACCAGUUACUGUCACUAAAAUCUAUGACUUUCUAAUGAAAUCCCAGGAAUCUCUGGGAAGCAAACUGGAUUCUGAAUUCAAUCUCUUUCAGUCAUGGAAGUAUGGUGAAAGUGAUCUGCUUUUCAAAGAUACCACUCAGUACCUUGUCCAUGCAAGUCACAUGAGCUAUCAGGAAAUUCUUGGAGUGUCCUUCUUUCAGCUGGCAGAAUCAGUGUUUAAUUGUACACCUGCAGGCAUCUUGGACUUCUGCAAACAGGACAUCUGUGCAUCCUCAUCGAACUGAUGGCUAAGACAGAGGCUUUGCAAGGCACAUCACCAUCGAUACUGAAAAAAAGGAAACAGCAAAUCGAACCUACCCAAAGCAAUUUAGCAAGGAAACAGUCAUCUCUAGAAAUCUAUGCUGGAUACUCUUUUUUUUUUUUUUGGUUGUUUGUUUUUUUUUAAAAGCAGACUUCAUGUUUAUGAUAAUGUAAUACUACCCAUAUGUCAGCCCUUUCUUGUUUGGAGCAUCACAUCUCAUGAAAAGCACAGGCCAGCCUGCAUAACCCACAGGACAGAACUAGGAUCAGCAAUUCUGUUCACCUACUACGGAGAAAUUAGCAGUUUUGUGGAAAUAGCAGGGCCAAUACCGUGGACUAAAAUACAGACUGUCAUGAGUGGCACAGGUUAGUUGGCAGCAAUUUACCUUGCUUGUCCUAUAAACUGUUUCCAUGCAAAAAACCAAUCAACUGACAUUUUGGUAGUUGUAGCAUUGUCCUCCUAUAUCCGUAAUUUUGGUUGCAACUAGAGAGUCCUUGCUGAAUACAUAUAUAUGCUAUAAAUUGUAUAUGUAAUUGCCAUCAGAAUCAGUAGUAUUUUCUGCUUUUAACUGGGAAGAAGUAUUUGCCUUUUUAAUGAAGGAUUUAUACCAGUAAAUAAAAACAUUUUUCUCUCA
Falco peregrinus (peregrine falcon) is the source of this 2954-nucleotide messenger RNA. Its product is annotated as melanotransferrin-like. The record is from RefSeq and is a predicted model, not a curated record. The transcript is spliced from 17 exons. The coding region runs from base 81 to 2303 and encodes 740 amino acids. Gene Ontology annotation, cellular component: recycling endosome; plasma membrane; early endosome. Gene Ontology annotation, biological process: iron ion transport. NCBI's taxonomy places the organism in Eukaryota, Metazoa, Chordata, Aves, Falconiformes, Falconidae.